UGAACGCCUUGCCCACCUGGAUUUUGACAAUUGUAGGGACUUGGAAAAAGUUAAAAUUCAUACUCCUAAUCUAAAGUCGUUCACUUACUGGGGAGAAGAUGCCAUAUCUUUGGUGUCCAAGGGUCCAGCUCUGAAGUUGAAAUAUGCUGUCGUUGGCCUAAGAGCUGGCUUCCAGACUGAAAAGUGGUAUCUUGGACUCAUUAAAUUAAUUGCAUAGUUUAGUCACACUGAAGAUUUCUCACUCCAUCUUGCAACUAUUCAGGAUGCUGUAAUCCCAGAACAUGUGAGACUGAAAUCCCGCCCUCCACUGUAUGGUGUCAAGCAUUUGAUGGUUGAGAUUCAGCUGUCAGCGAUUCAUGAUUAUGAUUUCACUAGACUGAAACAUACUCUUGUUGAUUUAGUCAAGUGUCUCCUGUGGCUUGCUCCCUGCUCAGAGACUCUACGUGUAUGCAAUUUCGAUAAUGAAAUUGUUAUUAUAUAAGUUUACAUAUGAGAAGCCAUUAAAAGGCAAGAAAAAAUGUGGUUGCUGGAAGUCUCUGGCUAUUAACUGUUGGCGGCAUUCGCUAACCAAUGUAUCGCUUGAGUAUGAAGGAGGAGAUGAAGAUGAUAAACAAUUAGCAGAAUUCUUUCGCAAUGCCAGGAUUGAUGGGAAGAUGGUGGAUUUUGUCAAGACUACCGGGCCUGAAAUGAAAUACAGAUGGAAAGGUAUUAAUAGUGUGGUGUUAGAGAGGUCAGAUACACUUCGAGCGACAGGAGCUGCUAUUGGUGUUUUGCCUAAUGGCUGGCGUGCCCUCCACCAGCUUGGUCUUGACUCCAGUCUUCGAUCAACUGCUGUUGCACUUCAUAAUGCAGUUGAUCUUCAGGCUGAGACCGGUGUGGAACGAAGGUUUCUUUUGUGUGAAGGGGAGGCUCGUUGUAUAAGAAGAGGUGAUCUCAUUGAAGCCUUAGCAAAUGCGCUACCACAAGAGACUAUACGUUUUGGCUGCCAAGUUGUAUCUAUAAAUGUUGAAAGAUCAAGUUCGUAUGCAGUUCUUCAACUCCUUGACGGGAGCUUAAUCAGGGCUAAGGUGUUAAUUGGCUGUGAUGGAGCAAACUCAGUCAUUGCUAAUUACAUUGGCUUAAAGCCUACUCGGCUUUACUCCACAUGUUCAGUCAGAGGCCUGACUCGAUAUCCAAAUGGUCAUGGAUAUGCUCCUGAGUUCUUGAGGGUAAGAGCAAAUAAGCAUUUAGUUGGAAGAGUUCCAGUUGAUGAUAAGACAUUAUACUGGUAUGUUUCUCUGCGAUGGGUACAAAAAGAUGCUGAUAUGCCAAAGGAUCCUGCUUCCAUCAAACAAUUGACAUUAAGCAAAACAGCGGGUUUACCUAAGGAUAUCGUGGAGAUGAUAGAGAACGCUGACUUAAGCACUUUGUCAUGCACACGAUUGAGAUAUCGAGCCCCAUGGAAUUUACUUUCAGGAAACUUACGCAAAGAAACUGUAACAGUAGCUGGGGAUGCUUGGCAUGUUAUGGGCCCUUUCUUAGGGCAGGGUGGGUCUGCAGCUAUGGAAGAUGCAGUUAUUCUUGCUAGAUGUUUAUCAAAAAAGAUAUGCAAUGCUGAUUUGAACGAGAGUAUUAUGCAUUUGUCAGCACAGAAGGCUAUCGAAGCUCUGGAUGACUAUUUGAAGGAAAGGAGGCAGCGAGUAGUACUCUUAUCCACCCAAACUUACCUCACAGGUUUAUUGUUAGUUGAGAAACCCUCUUUGCUGUUGAGAUUCCUGUGCAUCGUAAUCCUGUUUGUUUUUUUCCGAGACCUGCAAAAACCCCAAAAAUAUGAUUGCGGUGAACUCUAAGACCUUUCUGCUGCUGCCACUGUAAGUAGUUUCUAUAUAUGUGGGUUGGAUAUUCCACUUUUACUCAUCCUCAAACGAGUAAUAGUUAAUAAUAUAAGAUGAUGAGCAGUAGUACUAACUUUUUUUGGUGCAAUGUGAAAUCCUCGAUCUUAUGAUUGUAUUCUGAAAGAGUUUUAUGUACUGUAUUAUGUCAUCGAACUUAGUCUAAUCUGAUGAUCUGAUCGAUGUACUACAGUCAAAGGUAAGGCAUGUAUAUGCAACUCUUCUAAAUUA
Molecule: messenger RNA, 2102 nt
Organism: Chenopodium quinoa (quinoa)
Lineage: Eukaryota; Viridiplantae; Streptophyta; Magnoliopsida; Caryophyllales; Amaranthaceae
Product: FAD-dependent urate hydroxylase-like
Exons: 9
Coding region: 462-1829 (455 amino acids)
Molecular function (GO): FAD binding
Source: RefSeq, a predicted model, not a curated record